AUGAGUGCACCUGUUGAACAAAAGAGUAGUGAAUCUUCCGGAAACUGUGGUUCCUGUGGAUGCGAAUCAGGAUGUGGUUUGCUUUUGUGGAAAAACCCCAUUGAAACUGGUAAAGUUUUUGGUGGUUUAUUGGUUGGUUUGUUAGUCUUGAAGACAGUGAAUUUAAUCACCUUUUUCUUAAAAGUUUUCUACACCACACUAUUUAUCAGCGGUUCUAUUGAAUUUGUCUCCAAGAUCAUUCUUGGUAAAGGUUUAGUUACCAAGUAUGGUUUGAAGGAUUGCCCUAACGUAGUCGGAAUGAUCAAGCCUUCGGUCGACCACAUGUUCAAGGUUUUCCCUGUGUACCAAGCAAAGUUCAGAAAGCUAGUAUUUGCUUACCAGCCAAAGAAUAACUUCAAAGCUGCGGUCAUAUUAUUCGUACUACACAGAUUCUUUUCAUGGUUUUCCGUCUGGACCAUCGCUUUUAUUGGUGUGAUUUCAACCUUCACUGUCCCAUUGAUCUAUUCUAUGUACAAGAAAGAGAUUGAUACUGCUGUUGACAAUGGUAUUAAGGUUGCCAAAGUGAAGACUGACGAAUUUACCCAAUUGGCAUCUGAAAAAACCAAGCCGUAUUUGGAAACUCUAGACAGUAAACUAGGUCCUGUUUCAGGCUUCGUUAAGAGCCAAUACCACAAUGCUAAUACUGUUUCUUCCAAAUCCACGACCACCGGUUUGGCCGCUAAGGUUCCUUUGGAAGAACCAUCUAAGGGAACUACUACUGGCUCUACCAGUUUCCCAAGUGUACCACAAACUGCUCCAUUGAACCAACAAACCCAAGAAUUUUCUGUAGAUGCAUUGCAAUCCGAAUUGAAACAGAGUACUGACGGUUUGAAACGUGAUUUGCAAGAAAACAACAAUGUUAGUUAUUAA
Molecule: messenger RNA, 909 nt
Organism: Zygotorulaspora mrakii
Lineage: Eukaryota; Fungi; Ascomycota; Saccharomycetes; Saccharomycetales; Saccharomycetaceae
Gene: RTN1
Product: Rtn1p
Exons: 1
Coding region: 1-909 (302 amino acids)
Source: RefSeq, a predicted model, not a curated record